AUGGGUUCGCCAUCUUUGAGUCCACGGGAGACGCCGAGAGAGAGGUGCAGUCUGUUCGUAAGCUGGCCAGAUGGUGUGGACUUGGAGAAAUACAGCUUGAAUGGAAGCAAGUUGUCACCAAGUGUCAGGCGGACUGAGAACAUGAAUCUGCUUUCGAUGGCCCUGCGCGAUGCUGUCCUGCCCGGGGCACAUUCUCUGGUCGAAGUUCGAGAUGGCUCAAAAUGUUUCAUGAAUUGUCCCAAUGUAUCCGUGCAUUUCGAUCAUGCCUGGGUGAUUCCGCCUAGCCUUUUCGAUGACAGUGACAUGGAUCCGCAGGUGGGGCCCUCUCUAUGCCCUUUUGCAGGCAUUUCUUACCCCAGCCAUAGCUUCGAAGCUCCAUGCCCUCCUCCAAACAACCCCAACGAAUCUCGACUGAGAAACCUACUCCUGCUCUCCCCUAGCAUCCAUUCGGCCUUUCGAAAUGGUGAUAUACAUCUUUUUCCUAUUACUAAUACCGUGGACUGUUUGAAUGACGAAACCGAGACCAAGAUCAAAUCUGCAAGCAAAGUUUAUGUCAGUGUCUCUUGGGAUCUUGACCUGCACCCUGGGUAUGUCCAGCUGACUUCACAACAGUACUUUGUUUCAAGAAUUGAGCCCAAGACUUGUGGCUCGCUGUUCCUGAGCGAUGAUAGCCCAUGGAACGAUCCAAUGCAAAUGUUCACAAUGGAGAGCCGGGACGCCAAACUACCUCUCCCAGAUCCGUUCUUGCUCCGAACACACUUUCGCAUUACAGCCUCUUUGCAUUUAUUCCAUGUUGAAGAGAGUAUAUCUAAAGGGUGGCCCUCGCCUCCGUUAUUUGAGUCCGAGGACAUUGCGCUCUCUCUGGCAUCUCGUCCCCAAAUGGAUACGUAUCCAGUGCGACGGCUUGCUUAUCAAGCUUGGCACCUAUCUCUAUCCAUGGUCUUGUCCACCGGCUGCCACUCGGACUCUUCGGGAAGGAAUGUGCUCGCUCUCCACGCAAGGAAGCCGAGGCAUUGCGUUUAUUUCCCUUCCGGCACAUGUGGUGCGUUCAACUCGAUCUUUGAUUUCAACGCCUUCCUUGUCCAUCGCUACGUGCAUCAGGAGACGGAGAGAAAAUUUCGGCAGCUCACGCCCGAAAAUGCUGGGUUUUAUCCAGAAUAUUGGGAGUUUACGAAGCUUGUGUAUGGUGCUGAGAGGAUUCCAGAGAUUCGGGAGAUUAUUUGGGAGGCAUUCACAGAGGUAAAUUAUGAUGAGGAGUUGGAGGCUGAGACGCUCCUAUGGAAUGAUACGCCGUUUGGUAUAUGA
Molecule: messenger RNA, 1305 nt
Organism: Penicillium subrubescens
Lineage: Eukaryota; Fungi; Ascomycota; Eurotiomycetes; Eurotiales; Aspergillaceae
Exons: 8
Coding region: 1-1305 (434 amino acids)
Source: RefSeq, a predicted model, not a curated record